Messenger RNA from Magallana angulata, 1945 nucleotides. RefSeq lists its product as uncharacterized. NCBI's taxonomy places the organism in Eukaryota, Metazoa, Mollusca, Bivalvia, Ostreida, Ostreidae. The record is from RefSeq and is a predicted model, not a curated record. The coding region runs from base 329 to 1888 and encodes 519 amino acids. The transcript is spliced from 6 exons.
GACCCACUUUUGUAAACAUGUUAACCUCGUGGUCUAGCGACCUUCGUUUAGGCAUUAUCUAAAUCAUGGAUUGAACUAAAAGUUGAUAAGCGAAUGAUAAAGUGUAUAUUUUCUGAAUCAAAAUUCAAGGUUUAUUUGCUCAUGUUAGAUGUGUGGCAUUUCUUUUAUAAAUGUAUUAAUAAGUGUAUUUUUAAAAAGCCAGUGUAUCUGUGUAUCUAUAUUUAUAUCGCAUUUUCCAGUCCUUGUUAUAGAAAUGCAUGGACUUUAAACUCUUAUAUUUUGAUUCGGAGAUUCAACAUAAACUUCAAAUAAUAUUUCAGAUAUCGAAAUGUUUAACAUCAUUAACACAUCCUGUCCCUACAAUAAUUGGGUCACCACUGCCAGAGAAUCCUGUGCUGACCCAGAUAGAUACCACUGUUUGACUGACGAGUACUCUCGGCCGGGAUGGAUAUGCACGGAUCCAAUAUGGGUGGAAGCGAACAGAUGCCCGGAAUUUAACACCGUUGCAAACAAGAUGGAUUCUGCGCCGUGUUCUGGAAACAGUUGCCCAUUUUCCAUUUACAAGUCAUCACUGAAUCACUUAUAUGAAGGCUGCAGAACAGCAGUGCUUGAGAUGACCACGCACUCAAAGUCACUGUUUUCCACACUGACGUCGAGAGAUAAAGAAGAGGUCGGCACAUCUAGACUUGCAUUAGCUUUGGGGCUAACGUUUGGUAUCUUAGUACUUUGCAUAACAGCUGCUGCUAUUGUCGCGGUUUUAUUUUGCAGAAGGAGAAAGAAACGCAAAAGCAACGAAGAAAAACCAGAAGAACAGAAGGAGAUGUUAACAUUAGAUGACGAAAGAGCAUUAGCGCGUACCAAAAGGGCAUUUCAAAUAGGAAAAUUCGUUGUGUUGAAAGGAAUACAAGGUGCGGGGAAAACCUUUUUGGCUGAACGUCUUCGUGAAGAAUGGACAAAACAGAACGCAGACGUUAAAUGGAUGUCUGAACCAAAAUAUAUAUCUGAAAUAUCUAAAGAAAUCGGUUAUUGUAUUCUGGAUGACUUAUUUUAUGAACUUCAAUUAGAGAAAGAGGUGCUUGAGGUAAGAAACAUGGUGGACGAAUUAUAUGAACGCGUGUCUCUGAAUGGAGAUAGGAAAAUCCUUCUUAUUGUUACAAGUUUAAUCAUGGACAGAUACCCGUCUCUCUUUGAAAAAGACCAUUAUCAGAACAUGAUUGAUUUGGAUCAUCUAUGCACCGAGGAUCGAAAUGAAAUUUUAGAAAUUCACAUGAAACGAAAUAACAUUGUACGGGCUGGUGAAGACUACAGAAAUGAAAAAAGUUCAACAACCAAAAUGAGCGAAGAGAAUUUUGAAAGAGCAACGGCAACUACAGAUUCUGAUAUUGUUAAAGGUCGAGGCAUCGGAAUGCCAGCGUCAAUUGCUUUAGCUUGUAAAUUAAUAGAACAAAACAAAUUUAAUGAGCAAUUUAGUAGAUGGAUGAAAACACCAGUGUCGUGGUUGAUUAGUGACCUAAACAGUCUAAUAAAUGACAAAAGACAAAAACAAUCAAGUAUUGCUUUAACAAUGGCCGCUUUUCAACCCGAAGAACUCAGCCCCGACACUAUCAAUUCUGAUCUUUUGAACAAAUUAAUGAAGCUCGAAAACUGUGAUUUUAAUAGAAACUCUCUUAUUGCAACAUUAAAAGAACUAAGGACAUAUCUAGAAGAAAAAGAUGGUCAUUUUACAUUCCAAGUGCCUGUUGUGAGGAAGGUUCUAUUGAAAAUUAUUUUUCAUAAAUAUCCGGAACUUAUUACAUGCUGUGAUGAGAAGAUACGAAAACGACGCGUGUGUGAUUCAUUACCUGCAGAUAUUUACGGAGAAUAUAGAAAAUCUUUCUAUAUCAAAUAAACUAAAUAUAAUUAUGAAUAGUUGCAGUGCGUUAAUUUCAUUAAUAAAGUGGCUUGU